Neurospora tetraspora is the source of this 2975-nucleotide messenger RNA. Its product is annotated as putative abc1 protein precursor. Gene Ontology annotation, biological process: ubiquinone biosynthetic process. The transcript has a single exon. Lineage: Eukaryota; Fungi; Ascomycota; Sordariomycetes; Sordariales; Sordariaceae. Bases 321 to 2636 code for a protein of 771 amino acids. The record is from RefSeq and is a predicted model, not a curated record.
CUGGACUGUUCUCACGAUGCCGAGCCGGGUCCAAAAAUUUGCGGCUCGACUUCGGCAGCGGCGUCCCUUCGGUCACUUCACAAGUCACUUCAGCGCCCAUCGUCCGCUAUCUCCGGCACUUCAUCCACUCACUGUCACUGUAUUUCUCCAUACUCAACCCUCACUCAUUACCUCUACCUAGCUCCACCGGAUUGGAUGAGAUGGGAUGCGAAUGAGAGUGAAACGUAUCAUCCCAUAAUAGCCGACUAAUACCUCACUCAUCCUUCCUUUCGUUGUUCUUUUCAACUACGUCAUUGGUCUUGUCACAAUCCGUUCAAAAUAUGAGGUUCACCGACUUGCUCGUAGACCUGGCCGCCGUGGCUAGUGCCUCCCGCUCCGUUGCCGGCAAACACGUUGCACUCCGGGCCAGCCAGAUCGACAGAUACAGUAAGACGAGUAGUAUUGCCAACAUUGCCAAGGAUCUUGGGAAGAGCAAGCAACAGCAGCAGCAGCAACAUUACCAACAACAGACACCGGAGGCACAACAGCAGGAGCAGAGACAGCAGGAUGUGGUUCAAAGUCAAAGUCAACAAACAGAACAGGGGGUGCGGGUUGAGGAGGUUAAGGUGAAGGAAGAGGUGCCGGUUCAGCAACAUUCAGCGCCGGUUGCUGCUCAGCCCGAGAUUCCCCCAUCACCACCGGUAUCCGAGGCCAAGGCGACUGCCGCUGCGCCAGAGUCUCAGAAGUCGGCACCCAAGCCAUUCACUCCUGCGCCAUGGGCAGACAGGAAACCCCUUCCGCAACCCAGCCCCUUCCCCAAGCCACCAAGAAUCGGCGCCAAGAGCAUAAUACCGGGAAUACCAGCCGACCUGGCAGCGCUCAAGGGCGGGGCCAAUGUUGGAGAGGCCGAUGUCGAUCUCAGCAGCAUUUUCAUGACGGACAAGGGUUCCAAGAUUUUGGAGGAGUUAAACAAGGAGCCUACGGUUCCCGCUGUUGAGGCCACCCCUAAGCCGGUUCCUGCCGUUGUUCCGGAACCUAAGACGACCGAGGUUGAGGUCAAGGCAGAGGAGGAAGUCCAGGUCACUCAGAAACCAGUAGAGCAGGAAUCAGUCCAGGAGGCUGUUGAAGAGGUCGAACAGCCCAAAGUGGAAGAGAAGUCAACUCCGGUCCCGGAAACCCCGGCGAGCACGCCAGCUCCUCCCCCGGCUGCCGUAAAGGCUACACCACAAGAAACAAAGACAACCAACCUAUCGCAAGAGGAUGCAGACUUGGUUGCCGAGCUUACAGGGUCACCUCUCCCAGCCUCUACCCGCCAUGAACUCCGCGAGUCCAAGGUGCCCGCCUCCCGCAUCAGCAGACUCUGGAACUACGGCGGACUCGCCGCCGGCAUGAUGGCCGGCGCCAUCGGCGAAGGUUUCAGCCGAGCCAUCGGCGGCGGCAGCUCCGGUUCCGUCAUGCUCAGCCCGGGCAACGUCGAGCGGCUGGUCUCCCGUCUUUCCCGCAUGCGCGGCGCCGCCCUCAAGCUAGGCCAGAUGAUGUCGAUCCAAGACUCCAAGAUGCUCCCGCCGACGAUCCAGGAGGUCUUCCAGCGGGUGCAGGACCGGGCCGACUACAUGCCGGCCUGGCAGCGCGACCGGGUUCUGGUCUCCAACCUCGGCGCCGACUGGCGCUCCUUGUUUUCCGAGUUCGAAGAGAAACCCAUCGCGGCCGCCUCCAUCGGCCAGGUCCACCGCGCCACGCUCAAGUCCAACGGCGCCCGCGUCGCCGUCAAGAUCCAGUUCCCCGGCGUCGCAGACUCCAUCAACUCGGACCUCGACAACCUCGCCAUCCUGCUGGCCGCCACCAAGCUUCUCCCAAAAGGCUUGUAUCUGAACAAGACCAUCGACAACGCGCGCACCGAGCUGGCGUGGGAGUGCGAUUAUCUGAGGGAAGCCGAGUGCGGCGCCCGUUAUCGGGAACUCCUCGCCGCCGGCGGGCAAGAAGACAAGGUCUUCGCCGUCCCGCACAUUUACCCGGAAGCCUCGGGCAAGCAAGUCCUCACCAUGGAGUGGAUGGACGGCGUGGGCGUCACGCGCGUCAAGGACUUUUCGCAGGAACAUAAGGACUGGAUCGGCACCCAGAUCCUCCGGCUCUGCCUGCGCGAGAUCACCGAGUUCAAGUUCAUGCAGACGGAUCCCAACUGGACCAAUUUCUUGUACAACCCUGCCAUGAACCGGCUGGAGCUGCUCGAUUUCGGCGCUAGCCGAGAAUACCCGGAGGAAUUCAUCUCGCUUUAUGUCCGCCUCCUGGAGGCGGCUUCGCGGGGUGAUCGCCCCGCGGUGAAAUCCCUUUCGGAAGAGCUGGGGUAUCUGACGGGCCAUGAGAGUAGAGCCAUGUUGGAGGCGCAUAUUACUAGUGUUGUUACGCUGGCUGAGCCGUUCCUGCAGAGUGCGCCCGAGGUGUAUGACUUUAGGGAUCAGACGAUUACGGAGAGGGUGAAGGAGCAGAUCCCCGUCAUGAUUCAUGAACGGUUGGCGCCGCCGCCGGAGGAGACGUAUAGUUUGCAUAGGAAGCUCAGUGGGGCGUUUUUGUUGUGUGCGAGGUUGGGGAGUAGGGUCAGGUGUAGGGAGAUGUUUGAGAAGGCGUUGGAGAAGACGGAGUAUUUUGGGGGGAAGUAGGGAGUGAGUGAGGUGUAUGAUAUAUGUAGUGGGUGGGAGUUUGGUGGGGAUAGAUUUGGUGGGUUACCUUAGACAAGAGUUUCUAAAGUGUUUCUUUCUUCUUCCAUGUAUGUACAUCUCGGCCACAUGUUCCUUGUUAGAGGGAAUCUACCGAGCACUAUCACAUCAAAAAGCAUAGCCAGCACCUGUGGGGUGAUUUGUACAAUAGAUAGAUGUAAAUAUUACCAUCCCCAAAUUUUUGCAAGCCCUUUUUACCUGACCAUGACAUGUCCCAACAAGAAUACAUACCUCUUCGGAGGCCCCAGUAACCUUAAAAUAACACCCCCGAGAAAUCCACCC